Messenger RNA from Meriones unguiculatus (Mongolian gerbil), 1278 nucleotides. RefSeq names its product doublecortin domain containing 2C (gene Dcdc2c). Bases 1 to 1278 code for a protein of 425 amino acids. Gene Ontology annotation, cellular component: microtubule; microtubule organizing center. Lineage: Eukaryota; Metazoa; Chordata; Mammalia; Rodentia; Muridae. The transcript is spliced from 11 exons. Gene Ontology annotation, biological process: intracellular signal transduction. The record is from RefSeq and is a predicted model, not a curated record.
AUGGGGACGCGCAGGCCCUAUCCGCUAGUGGACACCACGCCGGCCAAGACCAUCUUGGUGUACCGCAACGGGGACCAGUUUUAUGUGGGCCGCAAGUUUGUGUUCUCGCGGCGCCGAGUAGCCAACUUCGAGGCUCUGCUGGUGCAGCUGACGGAGCAGGUGGAGGUGCCCUUCGGUGUGCGGAGGCUCUACACGCCCACGCAAGGCCACCAGGUGCUCGGACUGGAUGCGCUGCAGGCUGGUGGCAAGUACGUGGCUGCAGGCCGGGAGCGCUUCAAGAAGCUGGACUAUAUUCAUAUCGUUCCCAGAAAACCUACAAAGAUGAGGAAAUUGAAGGAAAUCAAGCCGGUGGUACACUGUGAUAUCAACGUGCCUUCCAGGUGGCAAACACAGAAAAGGACAUCCCGACAUGUAAAUGUUUUCACAAACGGAAGAUUAUUUAUCCCACCUAUAAAAAUUAUUAUACCCAAAUUCAGCCUGUCAGAUUGGAAUAGCGUGCUGGCCAUAAUUGGAGAAAAAGUCUUCCCAGUAGGAGGCGUUCGAAAGUUGUUUACAUUGGAUGGACAUCUUUUGAACAACUCAAAGGAUUUGCAAGACAAUUAUUUUUAUGUUGCUGCAGGACUGGAAACUUUCAAAUCCGUUCCUUACUGGAAGUCUCCACGGGUCCCCAAUGAGGUCCAGGAGCAGUUUGGGGGCAAUGAUAAAUACCCAGAAACAAGGAAAAAAGUCGAAUCCAAAGGAAAAGAAUCUCUUAAAAGUGACAGUGAGCCACCCAAAAGCCAGGAUUCUGUUUAUUAUGCCAAAGAGAAAAAGAAGACAUCCAUGACACCUUUAAUUCAAAGUGGCGCAGAAGGUGACGUAUAUAAAGCACAGACUCCUGCUAAAGAGAUCGAAGAAGCACUGGAAGUCAGGGAGGACCCAGAGGUGAAGGUGGAAAUGCCAGUUGAUCAGGUACCAGCUGAAAUGGUCAAAGAAAUUGAUGGGAUAGGUGAAAGCAACUCUGGCAUCCUGGAUUUUCAGGCUGCUGCAGAAAUACUCAGCUUUCAUGGUCCACCUGGAGAAGCUCGGUAUCUUUUACUCUUAGGGCUGGCCCACUUGGGCGUCAGCUGGCCUCCAGAAGGCUCACUUGACAUCUCCCUGUCUGAUUCACCAGGCGAUGCACAAGUUGACCACUGGAUGGCAAUGUUUCCCCACGAACGGCUCUCCUUCUCCCCUCCCCCAUCCUCUCCUAGUGAGGACAAAAGCGGCUGGAAAGUGGUCCAGGUGCUGCCAUUCUGA